Angiostrongylus costaricensis is the source of this 402-nucleotide messenger RNA. The record is from the annotation of a GenBank genome assembly. Lineage: Eukaryota; Metazoa; Nematoda; Chromadorea; Rhabditida; Metastrongylidae.
AUGAUUGCUUGGAAACUAAUGGAUUCAGAUAUUUCGAUACUUCGAGAACGUGUAAAAGAGGAGUUAGAGGCUGCUGACGAAUUCACUACUAGGAAUGAUGACAGUCUCCAGAUAUCAGAAGCCAAUACAUCCGAUGUGACGAUGGAAUCAAACGAAAACGACUUGGAGUUGUACACAGUCAGACUGUGGAAAACAGAGAGUUCGCUACUAGAUGACUUCUUCCUUGUUAAAGGCAGAAAACUUCUGAAUCUCUUCCGCUUUUGUCCAAUAUGUGGCAUGAAGCUUUCUCAGGCUUGCUUAUCAGCUGAUGGAAACGCUCCUAUUGUGGACUUUGUUUGUACUGCUUGCAAUCCUUCAGUGAAUAGGUGGAAUGGUCAGGAUUGUGCAACGGAUGUUCCGUGA